UUAGAGAGCAAUUUAUGUCCGUCUGGUGGAGCUUUUUACCAUAUAUUUUCUGAACAAGAAUUAAAAAGGCAACACUGAUUAAGCUAAGCCAGACACACUUUUGUUUUUUCUACAGUUAAAAGGCAUUAUUCAGAUGAAAAAAAAAAAGCAUCUGGCAGUCUGGCAGUGUGGUGCAGCUGCAUGACAGAAAAGUGUGAAAACCAGAAAAGCCUUUCCUGCUUCAUAGCCUUUCACACACUUGUCUGCUGCUACAGUCUGUUGCACCCUCACCAUAGAAGGUACAAAUGGGUGCCCGCUCCUGAGGAAACAUGGAGAGGGAAGGGAUGCUGGUUCAGUCUAUCUACUAUGGCAGAAUUGGGAGCGAGGCCACAGAAAGGCUGCUGGAGAGGUAUGGACAAGAUGGCAGUUUUCUGCUGAGAGACAGCGAGACAGUACCGGGGGCCUACUGCCUGUGUGUGAGGAAAGCACCAUUCGUGCACACCUACAGACUUGUACACUCUGCUGACGGCUGGUGUCUGCAGGAUUCAAGUGCCGGGACGCAAAGAUUUAGGACUCUCCAAACAUUGAUAGAGAGCUACAGAAGGGGCGCAGUGUCUCAUGUUGGCUUGGCCCCCCUCACAGAUCCACUGGACAGAACACAAGUAGAGAACAGCUUGGGACAAGGUCUUGUCUACAUGGAAAUGAACAGCGGCAGCGGCUCCGUCUACUGAGGUGGUGACUUCAGCCCAGCACACCAGCGCUCUUAGCGGAGGGGAAGGAAAGGAGGACGGGAACAUGGGGCACAUCGCAGACCUGAUGCAUAUCACAUUAUUUAUUUUAUCAAUAUUUGUAUUGCCAGUGUUACCGAAGAAAUCCUUGAAAGUCCCUGAUUUUAGGAGCACAGUAUCUUUAUUACGAUGUUAACAUAUGACACAGUAUCUUCGCUACCCCGGUUCCCUUUUCUUCAUCAAAGACAACAAACAAAGAUGUUUUGUUUUUUUCUUAAUGGCCUCAGUCUCACACAUCUGUGUGAACUGUAAGGUAGUGCGCCAAAUAAAAGAAAGGUUUUCUGCA
This is a messenger RNA of Mugil cephalus (flathead mullet), 1053 nucleotides long. Its product is annotated as SH2 domain-containing protein 1A-like. The transcript has 4 exons. The record is from RefSeq and is a predicted model, not a curated record. The coding region runs from base 309 to 710 and encodes 133 amino acids. Lineage: Eukaryota; Metazoa; Chordata; Actinopteri; Mugiliformes; Mugilidae.